CCGGAAAUGGUUUUGCUUGUCCCCCAUCUGGCUGGAUCAGUACAGCCACUCCGACACCUGUAACCUCUCCAGUUUGUUGGACAAAGUCAGCCUCAGCCACUGAGGUCACCAGGUGUGAGUGUGUGUAUGUGUGGGUUGGUGAGGAGUGUGUCUGUGUGUGUGUUUGUUGAGAGUGUUUUAGGGUGAUGUACUGUGCCUAUCAAGACCGUGAGGAGUUGGAGGAUGAUCUAUACCAAGAGGAUGAUGGAGACUCUGACGGGUCAGAGGCCAGAAGCGAGCUGGAGUUCCAACUCUACAGCCAGCUCCAUUACUCCUCUAAUGCUGGGGAGCUGGAGGAGCAGGAGGGCAGAGGUGACAAGGCGGAGGGCCAGGACAGCCAGCAGCCAGAGGUGACGGAGAAGACUGUGGAUGCUGAUGGAGAACUGGAGCACACUGGAGAAAGUAGGCCUCCUUCACCUAAUAUGAGCAAGCUACUGCAAUGCUCAAAGAAGAAGAAGGGGGAGAAAAGUGAUAAGCACAAGAAGGGGAAAAGUGAUCCUAAAGGUCAGAGGUCGAGGUCAUCGCUUUUUGAGGAGGUCAUUGUGAUUGACUCCGGCCCUGAUGUUAUCUCCAUCUCUGAGGAUGACACUACAGAUGAUGAAGGGGUCUGUGCCUUAAAGGGUGGAGGCUUACACCGGCUGCAGACUUCCACCCCAGCACAACAGGGAGACCAGAAGAGGAAGAGGAAUCUCAGUUUGCCGGUGACCGUGGACUCCAGCAGCUCAGAAUCUGAUUCAGAUGAGUCGGAAUCCAAAUCUGAGUCUGAUUCUUCUGAUUCCUCCGAUUCUUCUGAUUCAGCCGAUUCAGACGGUCUGGAGAACUGGAUGAUCCUGGGCCGAGGGAAGCAGGAUGGAGACCAGUCCAUUUCACUUAAUGUGGAGGGAGGGUCUGACAGCAAUGCAGAUGCUGAAGAAGAAGAGGGCGGCUGGUUGGUUUCUGACAAGGAUAAGGAGGCUCAGAUCUAUAACAAAGACAAGGGUGCCAGGAUAGGGAUGCAACGGGUGUCAAACAGAUACUAUACUGGCAAGAAUGUCCAGUGUAGAAACUGCAACAAGACCGGACAUCUCUCCAAAAACUGCCCCGAGCCCAAAAAGUUGUCGUCCUGCUUCCUUUGUGGCACGCCAGGCCACCUGGUCAGUGAAUGUCCCAAUAAGCAUUGCAACAACUGCGGCCUGCCUGGUCACCUGUACGAGUCCUGCAGUGAGAGGGCCUACUGGCACAAACAGUGUCAUCGUUGCAGCAUGACAGGACACUUCUUCGACGCUUGCCCAGAGAUCUGGAGACAGUACCACAUGACAACUAAGGUGGGUCCUCCGGUGAAGCAGCACGGAAAGGACAACGGUCGAUCUCCCUCCUACUGCUACAACUGCUCCAGGAAAGGACACUUUGGCCAUGCGUGUACGCGGCAGAGGAUGUUCAGUGGGGUGUUUGCCAGCAUCCCGUUCAUCAACCACUAUGACACUGUGGAGGACAUCAAUCGCAGACAACACAGGAUAAAGCUGAAGGUCAAAGAACUGAAGAAAAAUGGCUAUUUGCCCACCACCUCUCAGACUCCUGCCACUCCAGGACCGCCAAAGAAGAAACAGAAAAUCAGCCAUCACAAACACAACCACCAACCUGACCGUACACCUCACCAAACCCCCAACAACCACAAACCCAGUCCCAGCCAUAUUUUUUUUAGUGACAGUGACGUUAGGUACUCAACACCCAAAGCAAAUAGGUUCAACAAGUACAAACAAGAGGAAAGCACAGGCAAUGUGAAACCGUGGAAAGCCAAGAGGCCAGUGCCCACCUCAAGAGACCCGCUCCCGCGAACUAAACUAAUUUUGGAUGAGGCAGAUGACUUUCCCAGAGGGGGAGGCAAAGGGGAGAACAUAGAGCAGAAGAAAAAAAAGAGGAGAAGGGUGAAGAAAGCAAAGGAAGCACCGCCAGAGGGACACAGAGACAGCAGACCAGACCGUCUCUGUUGGACUGUAACUGGUGUGAUGCAAGGGUCAGAGUCAAAGCAGGAGAAAGGAGAGAAGAGGAGGAAGAGGAGAAAUCGAGCGUGGAGGAUUGCUGAUAAAAAUCGCGCAGCAGCGAUGUACCCAACGGAUGAGAACCUGUUUAUCAUCAAACAGAGGAAACGCAACAGAUAGCAUCAGUUUGUGUGAGGUGUGGGUGUCAAGAGGCUGUCAGGGUUGUGGUCUUUAUGAGCUGUGGUUACACGUUCAUGACAGACAUGACUCGGGUCUCACAGCAAAAGUCAGCAGUUCUGCUUUGGGGGUACAUAGGCCUUUUUUUUCACAGUGCACAUUUUGACAGGUCACAGCAGGAAAAGCACAGAUUUAGAUGAUAAAAUCAAUGAUGACUUGGCGGCUUCAGUUCCAGGGUCCUGGUGUUGUGCAUGCUGGCUCACAGUCACACUGCCAUGACUUUCUGGGACACAUGAAUAGAAUUGAGACAUUGUUAAGGGCAGGUUUUUCAAAUGUGUCUUAAAACAAUAGCCAGGUGUCUGUGUGAGCAUGAAGUAAUAUGAGGUUUCAGCGUUCUGAAUUAGACAAAAUGGAUGGUGGAUGUCUUUCAAAGUUGCAAACUUUUUAGUACAAAACUUCUUUCUGUUACAGGCUUUCCACUGCAGAUGAACAGGGAAACACUGGCCGGGGAUUUGUCUGAGAAGAUUCUCAGUCAUCCAGCUCAGGGUAUUUGUAAAUGCUACACAAAGGCAAGUGUUCUUGAUGACAAGAACGAAAAUGUUGUCAAGAACCGGAUGCAAGUCCAGUUGCCCUGGUGUAGCACUUAGAAAUUGCCCAUUAAAACAAAAAAGGAAGGAAAUUUGUGCCGAAAUGGCAGUAACUUUGGAAGAUAUUUAAGUAAUUUGUGUAAUUAGAUACGUACUAUUGUUUUAAGUCAUACUUGAAAAAUAGUGAACCUAUCCUUUAAUGUUAUUAGUUAUAUCUGUGCUUUUCUUACUUGUACAAGUCAAUUUGUAACAUGAAAAAGGCCUGGUGUGUUUCAUAUUGUUCUCUGAGCUGCCUUUUCACAGUUUCACUCUGUGGUCAGUGAGAAUUACUGCCCCUUUUUAAAUGGAGGCAUCAACAUUUCUGAAUCAUUUUAGUUGCUAAUAAUAUAUUCAGAGAUGGACAUUUUAGAGCCUCCCGGUUAGCUCAGCUGGUAGAGCACGAGACUCUGAGAUCUGGACCCAGAUAAGUGGCAGAUGAUAAUGACAUGACAUGGACAUUUUAGUAUGAAAAAGUUAAGAGUUCAUACAGUUAGUUCAAUAUUAAUUUUCUUUGGCAACACGUCAUUUCCACUGUGCAUUCUCAAUUAAACAGAAUGACUUGCAUUUCUAAUAGACGUCGUUGCAAACACCCACAGUGUUCACAGUAGAUUAUUUAAUAGGUAAUGUUAGAAUAAAUCUGCUGUAGUCAUUGUCAUUGUAUUCCUUCAUUUCCUUGUUCAUGUUCAUUUCUGCACAUUGAAAAUUUGAAUUAAAAACAGACUGCUUCUUAAAGUACAAUAAGAGAAUUUCCUGGUGCCUCUGCUCUGAACAUAAUUUUAAAGUUGUUGCUGCUGUUUAAACCAAAGGAUGGUGAAUUUUUAAAACUGCUCUUGUAAUAUGGUCAUUUUUCAUUAAGAACUGAAGGAUGUGCUUUUUUCUGUAACUCAUUAAUUUGUAAAUUAUCUGAAUAUAUGAACAUACUGUACAUAUGUUUAUUACAUCUGUUUGAUGCAAAUCUGCAGAUAGUCACUUCAGCAGUUCUUGUGUGAUCUGGAUAGCAUGCAUCACUGACAAUAUUAACUUUUAACCAUCCACUAUUUAAAUUCAGUUAUUUUUCGUAUUUGUUGUGGUUAUAACAUGAUUAAACAUUAAUAACAGACAAUGAAAGAACAUAAGACAGAACCUUGAUAACAUGGAUACUGGUUACCCAAAGCCUCUGGGGGGUAAAAAAAUAAAACUUAAAUCUGCUCUGAGUAAGAGAAA
Messenger RNA from Toxotes jaculatrix (banded archerfish), 4003 nucleotides. It is a transcript of the gene zcchc7, whose product is annotated as zinc finger, CCHC domain containing 7. The record is from RefSeq and is a predicted model, not a curated record. Lineage: Eukaryota; Metazoa; Chordata; Actinopteri; Toxotidae. Bases 186 to 2177 code for a protein of 663 amino acids. The transcript has 10 exons. Gene Ontology annotation, molecular function: nucleic acid binding; zinc ion binding.